AUGACAGUUCGUGCCGUGCGAGAUCACGAGUACAUGGCCAAAUUUGCUCUAGAGCGUAAUGAUCCGUUCAUCGCUACGAGCCGAAAGCACAAUGACCGCAUCUUUUUCGAGGCAGCACUAUUCGACGAGGGGCUAGAUCUGGAGGAUUUUCUUCCCGCUGACCUAUCUCGGGCAUCCAAAGCAGGGAAGAACACCCAGCCCUCAUCAGCACCUGUGGACGGGGAAACAGAAGGUGAACGGCGUCACAGAGAAUGGAUAGAGCGCCUGCUCAAAGCCUCCAUUCCCACUGGGCCAUGGGAAACAGGCGACCUUGACAGUUCACGCAAGUCUGCGUCUGGCCUUGUCAACACACGAACUGCAUCUGCCAAGAUAGCCUUCUGGGAAAGAGUCGGUGCUGCAGUGAUUGGUGGCGCAUUUCUCAUUGGCCCUAUGUGGAUUCUGGCUUUGGAGAGGAACCUGCACGUCCAUCUCGGGGUGGCGACGGGGUGCGUGACUGCGUUUGGACUUUCGUGUUCAUUUUACUUGAAGACGGUGGACGGAGUCUUUGCUGUUACUUUGGCGUAUGCGGCGGUCAUUAUGGUGUUUGUGGGUGUGGUGCUUGAGGAGGCCGGUGGUAAAGGGUCAUGA
Neurospora crassa OR74A is the source of this 627-nucleotide messenger RNA. RefSeq lists its product as hypothetical. NCBI's taxonomy places the organism in Eukaryota, Fungi, Ascomycota, Sordariomycetes, Sordariales, Sordariaceae. Bases 1 to 627 code for a protein of 208 amino acids. The transcript has a single exon. The record is from RefSeq and is a predicted model, not a curated record.